Molecule: messenger RNA, 12886 nt
Organism: Mesocricetus auratus (golden hamster)
Lineage: Eukaryota; Metazoa; Chordata; Mammalia; Rodentia; Cricetidae
Product: mucin-12-like
Exons: 3
Source: RefSeq, a predicted model, not a curated record
UGUCCCCGAAAGGGAAGAUGACGGCCCACCACAAUGGGCCAAGCACUUGACCAGCACCAAAGACCCAUGGGACUUUCCUCCUCCGAGGGUGAUUCGACUGAAUCGGCACAAGUUCAGGUGCCAAAAGCCCUAUGAGGACAAAACAUUCAAAGUCCCCGACUCUGGUACUGCAGAUAGACUGAGGCAUCUUAAAGCUCUGACAAAGAUUUCAUCCAGUAAGAAGACCUUGAACCCCUUAGAGGAGCUGAAAGAGAUCAGGGAAGGAAAACUUCCACUUCCUCUGGAGGUUCCUGAGUGCAGGGAACCCAGACCAUCUGCCUUACGGCCUGACACCAGAAAAAGAGCAGCCUCAACUUUUGUGCCCAUACCUGAGAAGGUGCAAAGAUGCCUGGAUAUGUCUACUGUCCUUGAACAACCUAUGGACUUUGACCAGUCGGGCACCAUACCACCUGCAACAUCUUCAAGACACAGUGCAACGUUCAACGCAGAUGACACAGUGCCUGGGCCAUCUUCUGCUGACUCGUCCACUGACCAACAUGGACAGGUAAUUUCCCCACAUAGUCAAGGGUCCCUGCUACCUUUCCCACCUACCAAAGGAGCUCUGGGAUCUUCCACUUCUCCCCAAGAUGCUCAGGGACUAUCCCUAUCCACCCAAGCUCCAGGGGCUAUGGGUCAUUCCACAUCUGCCCAGAGGCCUCUCACUUUUCCUGAAAGGAAAAUCAAACAUGUCUCUUCUUCCAGAAGGGGUUUCAGAAAUCCAUCCUUUACUCAACGGAUCACUGAUCCCCCAAAGUGUUCUAGACAAGCCCCUUCUGACCAAGGGGGCCUCCCAAAGGCCCCACCAGAGAAAGAGGGUUCUAAACCUUCUUCUUCAAAAGGGGACCUCAGUGAUUCCUCAUUUCCCCAAAAUGGUUUGAGUCCUACCACCUCUCCUCAGGGGAUUUUAACACCUUUGAGAACUGCCAAAGGUGGAAGGAGUGCUACUCCCUCUCAUGAAGACAGCCAAAGAUGUUAUCCCUCUCCCCCAAAGGGCCCUAAGCAAUCCACUUCUGUUGAAGUGAGCUUGAGUCCUGCCUCCUCUGACAAAGACAAUUUCAUAACUUCCUCAUUAAACCAAGAGGGCUUUAAAUGUCCUACACCAUUAGGAAAUGGGCUCAGAUCUUCCCUGAGAGCCCAAAGAGAGCUAAGCCCAACCACUAUACCCCAAGUGAGCCUCACACCACUCAUUCCUGCACAAGCACAAACAAAAGUAUCUACACCUAUACCAGGGCCUCAAGGACCUUUGCCAUCUCUAGAAGGUACACAAGAGAGUUCUAUCUAUCCACAAGAGGUGCUGGCAACUCCUGAGUCUGCCCAAGGGAUUCUUGGUCCUUCUGAACAUACACAAAGGUCUCUAGGGCCUUUGCCAUCUUCCCUAGGGGUUCUGAGUUCUUCCAUAUCUGUUGAGGGGACCCCAGGGUUAUCCACAUCUAGAGAAAAGAGUAAAAGACCUAUUCUCUCUCACAAAGAAAGAUUCAAAUCUAAUCCUGCUAUGAAAAGGGACCCUGGACCUUCUCUCUGCAGAAAAAGGAGAUUGAGAGAUCCUCCCUCUAAACAAGGGAACUUCACAGUGUCCUUCACAGACCAAGAGGGCUUCAACCAUCCCCUCCCAGCCAAAAUGAUCCUCCCGACUUGUUAUUGGGCCCCAAAUAGGCACACAUAUUCCAAAACACUCAGUGUGAGCCAAGCAAGUUCCAAUGCUGCCCAGGAUGCUGAGACAAUACAGCCUUCACUACAUCCUCAAGAGUCUCUACAACUUUCCACAUAUGUAGGAGAGGCUCUUGGAAUUUCUACAUAUACACCAGGGACACCAGAACAUUCCCCACCUGUCCAGGACUCUCUGGGUUCUGCCCUUUCUGAUAAAGCAACUAUAGGAGAGGGUACAUCUACAAAAAGGUUUUCAGCCACAUCCCCAUUCUUGGAAAUGGCUCUGGGAUGUGACACAUCUACAAAAGAUGUUCACGGAGUUCGGGGUCCAACCCUAGGUGAUCGAGGGGCUAGGGGACAUGACACGUGUACAGAAGAAUCUGUAGCCACAUUCACAUCUAGAAAAGGGGAUUCCUUGGAUUCCUCCUGCACACAAGCACCCACAGGACCUCCAACCACAUCCCAGGAGUCUGAGGGAACUUCCCCACAAGCUACCACAACUACACAAGAGGCUACAGAUCCUUUCCUGUCUGCCAAAAGGAGAGUUAGUCCUUCUACAUGCUCAAAAGUGUCUCCAGAACAUCCAGCAAAUACUUCAAGGGCUCAGAAUUCUAACUUAUCUCCCCAAGGGGCCUUGGAACCUGUCCAGCUCACUCUGGAACCUGACAACUCUAUGCAAAAGGCUUCAUUGCCUUCUCCUUCUGAACCAAGUGUUCCUAGAACAUCCACAUAUACACAAGCUCUAGUAAAUUCCUUACCUGCCCUUGAGGCUCUUAGACCUCCCACAACUACCCAGGAUGCUCUAGCAGAGACCACACCUACAGAGGAAGUUCUCGUAACUUCCCCUCAUUCUGAAGCCAUAGACAAGAAACACAUAUGUGCACUAGACACAUUAGCACCUUCUUCAUCUGAUAAAGAGGGCCCAGGAGCUACCACAUCUAAACAAUGUGCUUUACCAUCUUCCCCAUAUACACGAGAGGGGUUCAUAAGGAUCCCCUCUCUGGAGGGAAAUAUUAGAUAUUCUCCCUCUGCCCAAGUGGACCCUGGGCAUCCCCUUUAUACCAAAAAGAGGUUGAGAGAUGACCCUUCUGGCCAAGGGGACUUCAGACCUUCCAUGUCUGAGGAAGACAGUUUCAACAGUCUCCCUUCUGCAAAAAGGGGGCGUGAAUCUUCUCCUGCUUCCAAGGAAACAUCGGAAACAAGUACUACUCAGGUAAGUCUCACACCUUCAUUAUCUAUUCAAAAGACCCUGGAAUGUUCCACAUCUGACCAAAAGACUUUGGGACCUGACCAAUCUAUCCAAAUGUCUCUUGGGCAUUCUAGAUCUUCCCAAGAGGACCGAGAGUCUUCUCUGCUUGUCCCAAAGGGUCUAAGACAUUCACCAUCUGCCUCACGGGGUCAGAGACAUUCUUUAUCUUUGUCAAAGGCUCCAGAAAAUUCUGUCCAUGCAAAAGGGUCUUUGCUACUUUCAAAAUCUGUCCUAGGAGCUGUGAAAUCUUCCCUGUCUUCCCAACGUUCUAAGGGAAAGUCCACAUUUAUCCAAAGAUCUCUUGGACAUGUGCCAUUAUCACAAGAGUAUCUGACAUCUACUGUGUCUUCCAAAGUAUCUAAAGAUCCUUCUGCCUCCUGCCUUCUUGCUGCAGAACACUUACCAUACCCCCCAGGGUCACCAGUACCAUCAACAUCUAAGCAGGGCUAUCUCAGAACUUCACCAUAUGACCAAGUGUCUCUAGAAAAAUCAUUUCCCCCAGGAGGUCUGAGUUCUUUCCAUUCUUCCAAGGUAACAAUGGACCAUGUGCCAUCUGCUCAAGGGACUCAGGGAAGUUGUACAUCUUCCCUGAGUUAUUCUCGACAUUUAAAGCCCCUCCGAGGAGAUCUGGGACUUUCCUCAUUAGAACAAGGAGCUUUGGGACAUGUUCCCACAGCUCAGGGGGCUCUGGAAACUUCUUCAUGGCCACACAGGGUUAAAGGACCUUUGGUGUGUUUGCAAAGUACUUUGGACCUUCCCAAGCCUUCCCAGGGAGCUGUUGGUACUUCACCAUCCACCCAAGGGGUGCAAGGAACUUUGUUAUCUUUCCCAAGCAAAGUAGGAACUUCCAAAUCUGCACAAAGAUUUUUAAGAGUUUUUCCAUCUGCACAAGCAGCUUUGAAAACUUCUCCUUUGGCCUCUGUGGCUCUUGGACCUUUACCAGUGACUCCAGAGCCUCUGGUCCUUCCAGCUUCAUCUCGCAAGACUCCUUCACAUUUGCCACAUGUUCAUCAACAUGUGGAGUUGUCUCAGUAUGACUCAGGGGCCCUAAAUUCGAUACCAUCUGCACAAUGGCAUCAGGGAAGUCCCUCAUCCUCAAAAGAGAGUAUAGCAUCUGUGCAUUCUGCCCAAGGGCCUGUGAAACAUUCUGUAUCUGCAGAAGAGUCUGUAGAAUUUUCCAAGUCCACACAAGGGACUCCAGGACAUUCUCUGUCUGGCCGAGGUGAUAUGGCACCUUUCCUGUCUUCCCAGGGGACAUUGUCCUCUGUGAAAGUGGAGACAUAUUCCCAUGUCCAAGGAUCUCCAGAACAUUUGAAAAAUGUCUCAGGAUUUUCUGGACCUAUGGUAGCUGACCAUGAUCCUGUUUCAAUUUCCUUACCUGCCCAAAGAACUGUCCCACAUUUGCCAUCUUCUCAAGGGGAUGUGGGACAUUCCCUGUCUGCCAAAAGAGCUCCAGAAAGGUCCACAUUGGAACAUGGAACUGUACAACAUUUGAAACCAGCUCACAAGACUCUGAUAAGACCAUCAUCUUUCCAUUGGGGUACAGGGCAUUGUCAACAUGCCCAGCAUGCUAUAGAACAUUUACCACCUAGUACAGGAGCUCCUAAACAUUCUUCAACUCAUCAGGGGACUCAUGGAUGUUUGACAUCUGCCCAAGAAACUCCUGAUAUUUUGCCAUCCAACUCUGACCCUGUGGCACAUUCUCCUUCAGCCACUGGUGGUCUGGAAUCCUCUCCACCUGCUCCAAGGGCUCAUGGACAGAUGGUAUCUGACAAAGGGCCUGAAACACUUUCCUUAUCUGAACAGGGGUCUCUGGGUCACUUGAUAUCUACCCAAGAGUCUCAAGUACAUUCAGCACUUUCAGUAGGGAGUCUGACACCUUGCCAAUCUCACAAGAAAGGACCCAGAAAUUUGACGACUUCACAAACAUUUUUAGAGUAUGCUCCAUGUACUUCAGAGAAUCUAGGAGCUUUGUCAUCUGCUCUGGGGCAUAUGGCACUUUCCUCAUUAGCAAAAAAGUCACUAGGCCAUUCAAGAUAUGCCAAAGCAGAUGUGGAAUCUUCUUCCUCUGCCACAGGUUCCUUAAGACCUAUGGCAUUUGCUCAAAAGUCUUUGGAAAAUUCCUUAUCUGGACAAGGGAUUAUAGAAAUGUUGCCAUCUUCCCAGGGGGGAGUGGAACCUUUCCUUUCCACCCAAGGGGCUGUGAAGCUGUCCACAUCCACAAAAGAGAGAGUAGAAAAUAUAUCAUUUCCUGAAACGCCAGUGAAAACUCCUACUUCUUUACAGGAGACUUCAAGGCCAUCUCUAUUGAUCCAAGACCCUCCCCAACAUUCACUCUCUGUUACAGAAGAUUUGCAAUCUUCCUCAUCUGGUCAGGGACCUCAAGGCACUUUGUUAUCUGUGAGAGAAAGUGUAGAAGACACACCAUCUGCACCAGAUGCACAAGAAAUUUCUCCAUCAACUUCACAGGCCCUAGAACCUUUGGUAACUACCUCAGGGCCUCUGCAAAUUUACACACCUGACAAACAGACUCCAUGUCCUUUGCCAUCUUCAUUAGGGGAAGAAUAUUCCACUUCUUCCAGAGGGGUUCUGGGAGGAGCACUUCCUGUUCAAAAUAUUCUUGCCCAUCUGUCAACUAGAGGAGAGGCUGUAGAGUCUACUCAUUCUGCUCUAGGAAAUACAGAUAUUUUUCCAUUUGCUCUAGGGUCUUCAAAACUUUCCUCAUUACAAAAUACAACUCGAGAUCUUUCCCUCUGUCCUCAAGGGGUAGUGGGAUCUUUUCUUUCUGAACAAAAGUCUUUAGGGCCAUCUCCAUCUGUUCGAGGUUCUCUAGGACCAUUGGCAACUACACUAGAGACUGGGGCGUCUUCCCUAUAUGGAGAUGAUACUGUACAUCUGUCUGCAUCUACACCAGGGUCUGAAGAACAUUUGCAAUCGACCCUUGGGUCUUCACCACCUACACAUUAUAACCAGAUGAAGGUAGAAUGUUUUCCAUAUGUCCAUGGAAAUCUUGAACCUUCUCUCUCUGAUCAAUGGGUACUGGGAAUGAACAAGUCUGCAGAAAGGAUUCUAGAAAAUUUACCAUCUUAUCAAGGGGCUAUGAAACAUCCAAGUUGUUCCCAGGAGGAUAAUAAAUCUCUAUCUGGCCAAGGUCAUCUACCACAUUCACCAUGUGUCACAGAGGCUUUGGGGACUGCUCCAUCUGAUCAGGGAGCUGAGGAUUCUUUGUUAUGCCCCUCAGGAAGUACAGAACAUCCACCAUCUAUACCAGUUGCUCAGGUGCAGAAAACUGGUUUAUCUACUACAUGGCCUCAAGACAUGUUAUUAACUACAAAACAGCAUCGCAAAUUUUCCACAGCAGCCUGUGAUGCUCUGUGUCCAUUGCCAUCCACCCUAGAUGUUGUUGAGCUUUCUACAUCAUCUCCAGAGUGUCAGGGACCAUCCCCAUCUCCCAAGGGAGAGCUAGGAUAUUUUUCAACUAUAGGACAGGCUGUAGAAUAUUCUCCAACAGCCUCACAAAGUACCAGAAUACUGUCCUCAACCCAAGAGUAUGGAGGGCAUUUGUCAUCUUACACAGGUACUCAGGAAUCUUCUCAAUCUGACCCAGGGGGUCUAGCACCUUUGCUUUCUUCCCAAGGUCCUCCAAAACCUUCCAUAUUGACUCAAAGGAUGCUGGCUCCUUCAGCAUCUGCCCAAGAGUCUCUAGAACCUUCUGAAUCUUCCCAGCAUGUUCUGGGAACUCAACAGUCCUCCCAGAGGAUUCAUGAAUAUUUUCUACCUGAGAUAGAGCAUGUGGAUACUUUUACAUCAGUUUCAGGGACUACUGUAAGUUCACCACCUGCUUCAAAGUCUCUACAGCAUUCUUCAUUACUACCAGUUACUUCAGCAACUUCUCCAAAUGGCCAAGAGCUAGGGAGAUCUAGCAUGUCUUCACAAAGGAUUCUAGAAAUGUCACAAUCAGCACAAGGGGCUUUAUCACCUUUUGCCUCUGCCCAAGGUGAUGGGAGAAAAUCUCAAUUAGAAAAAGAUAUUUUGAAACAGUCUAUAUCAGCACAGGGGAUUUUAGGAUCAUUACCAAAAACCACAGGGGUUCUAGGAUCUACUCCAUAUGCCCACAGGAAGACAGGUAUAUUGUCAUCCACCCAAGAGGCUACAAAAGACUCUCUGUCUCCUCAAGGAGGUCUUGGACUGCCCAUACCUGCAAAAGGAACUCUAGGAAAUUUUCCAUGUGAGGAAGGACCUAGAAAACAUUCUGAUUCAUUCCAGGAGGCUUCUAGACAUUCUCUGUUUAUGCAAAGUCCUCUGGAACAUUCACCUUCUUCUGUGGAGGUUCUGAGACCUUCUUGUAGCCAGGUAAUUGAAAAGCCUUUGUUAUCUUCCCCAGGGGCUGUGAAAGCUUCAACAUCUUCACCAAAUGCUCAGAAAACUCUCCAAACUACUUUAGGGACUCUACCAACACUGCUUUCUAACCAAGGGCCUGAGGAACAGUCUGCAUCUGCCCAGGGGUCUACAGGAUGUGCCCUGUCUACCCAGAAAACCCAUGGAUCGUUAUGGUCUUCACCAGAGUAUGUAGAACAUUCACCAUCUGCAACAGGUGCUCAGGAACAACCUCUUGCUGCUCCAAGGACUCUAGGACCAUUGAUGUCUUCUAAAGGGUCUAAGGAACUCCCCACAGUGGCAGAUGGGACAUUGCCUGUGCAUAGUUCUUUGUCAUCCGUUCAAUGGACCCCAGACCCUUCAGUAAAUUCAGGGGUUGGGGAAUCAUACCAAUACUCCCAGAGUACGUUGGGCCCUUUGCCUCAUGUAGUAGAUGGUGUGGAUUCUUCUCAAUCUGAUCCGGGGACUGUGGGACCAUUGCCAGUGCCCCUAGUGCCUGGAAGACAUUCUACUUCUACCCAAGGAGCUGCAGGAUCUUUUUCAUCUAACCAAGGGUAUGUAGCUCCUUUUAAAUCUGCCCUAGAACCUCUGAAACUUUCCAUAUCAGCCCAGGCAGUGCUGCAUACAUCACUAUCUACUGAAGGGUCUCUACAGUCUUCAGCACCUUCUGCAGAAGUUCCAGAACCAAACACAAACUCCCCAUCUACUGGAGCAACGUCAGGAACUUCUCCAUCUACUGUAGGGCAUAUGGGUCACUUUGCUUCACCACAAGUGACUCCAUCAUCUUCUCAUUCUGAUGAAGGGGUUGUCAGACUUUGCCAAUCAGCACAAGGGACUCUGACAAUGCUCAAAUCUACACAAGAAGCUGGAGGACCAUGCCUGUCUUCACAGGGUACUCUGAAAGUUUCUACAAGUACACAUGACAAUCUAGCGACAUCCAAUUCUUCAAAAGGGCAUUUGGGAGAUUCACCAUCUACUCCAGUGACUCUAGGAUCUUCUCCAUCUGCCCAAGUGGAUUUAGGGGUUUCUCUACCUGUCUCACGUUCUCUGAGAACACCUGUGUCUUACCAGGGUGUUCUAGGAACAUUGACAUGUACACAAGGGGCUAUGAAACUUUCAUCAGAUAGGCAAGGGAAAACAGAACCUUUGCCAUAUGCCCAAGAUAAUCUGGGACUUGGGUUUCCUUCCCUGGGAACUCAGGGACCUUCCCAAUUUUCCCAGAGGGAAGUAAAAGUAUUGCCAUCUGACCAAGGGAAUUUCAAAACUGCUCUGUCUACCACAGGGCCCAUAAAAAAUAUUUUAUCUGCCUCAGAAUCACCAAGACUUUUCACUUCUGUGCUGCAAGAUGCUAAAAGCCCUUCCCUACACUACAAAAAUAAUUUUGGACUGUCCACGUCUUCAGAGAAGUGUCUAGAAUAUACACCAACUACCCAAACUUCUGUGGAACAUUCUCCAUCUAGCCAAGUGUCACUGACAUCUACCCCAUCUGAACCAGGUACUCAUUCCCUACCAGAACAAGUGUGGCAGAAUGUGUCUGCACCCACAAAAGUGACUCUGGGACAGUCCCCACCUCAGGGAAUGUGUGGAGGAAAAUUAUCAUCUUCCCAAGGAGCUGUGGGCUUUUCUACAUCAGGACAAAAGUCUCUAGGACAUUUGUCAUUUGCCCAAGGGUCACAAGAAUCUUCCACAUCUUCCCACAAAGUGGUAGGCUCUUCCUAUUAUCAAGAGGCUGUAGCACAGUUCCCAUCUGUUCAAGGAGGUGGACUUUCUUCCUCUGCCCAGGGGAUGCUGGGAACUUUACCAUCAUCUCAAGUUACUCUUGAAACAUCAUCUUCUCUCCAGAGAACUAUAGAAGUUUCGAUAGAUGCACAUGGUACUCUACAACUUCAGUCUUAUUCCCCAGGGUAUCUGCGACCUUCCCAAUGUACUUCAAAGGCAUCAGAAAAGUUGCCAUCUCCCCAAAUGACUUUUAAAUUUUCAGAAUCUUCUUCUUCAGGGACUCAAGGAACUUUGCCAUUUGUCCCAGGUACUCUGGGACAUUCAAUAUCUGCCCAAACUGCUGUUUGCACUUGUGAUUCUGACCAAAAUUUUCAGGGAUCAUCAACAUCUCUCCAGGAUACUCUUGAAAUUUCUUCAUCUUCUAAAGGUUCACUGAGAUCUACUCCAUCUGUGCCAGGAACCUUGAAACCUUUAUUAUCAUCCCAAUUGUGUUCAAAAUUGUCUACAUCUGCCCAAGGGUCUCAAAGACCUUCAAUACCUAAGCAAGGGUGUUUACGAGAUUCACUAUCUACACAAGUGAAUCUGGGAACUUCCAUAUCAGCACAAGAAUAUUUAGGGCAUUCAAAACCUGAUCAAGGGUUUCAGGCAACUUCCACAUCUUCCCAAGAGAAUCCUAGGACUUCUUUAGCCCAAAAGGCUUUAGCACAGUCAUCAUCUGCUCCGGAAAAUUGUGGACCUUCUCAAUCUUCAGCAGGUCCUCUAGGAACAUCACUCUCUACCCAAGGUGGUAGAGAAACAUCAUCAUCUGUCCAAGCAUCUCCAGAAACUUCCACAUCUUUCCAAAAGCAUCUUGGCCCUUCUUUAGCCCAAGAGGUUUUAGCACAGUCAGCAUAUGAUCCUGGAGAUGGUGGAUUUUCUCAGUUUUCAAAAAGUACUCUAGGAACUUCACCAUCUCCCCAGGGUGUUACAGAAACACCCUCAUCUGCCCACGAGUCUAUAGAAUCUGCAACAUCUGCUCAAAGUGUUCUAGGAAUUCAGUAUCCUUGGAAGGGAAAUCUGGGUCCUUCCAAAUUUACACAAGUGACACCAGGACCUUUGCCAUCUUCCCAAGAGGUUUGUGGGACUUUAAAAUCUAUCUCAAGGUAUCUAGACAUUUUGGUGUCUCUCCUACAGAGACUAAAACUUUCAACAUUUGCCCAAGGGGUGGUGGGCCAUUUCAUAUCUGACCAAGUGAUAGUGGGAACACCUACAUUUUCUCAGGAAUCUCUGGAACAUUCUCCAUCUGACCAAGUGUCUGUGAAAUCUGACCCAUUUCAAAUGGGGCCUGUAAGACCUUCACUAAAAGACCAAGGUUUACAGGAAAUGUCUUCAGGUGAAAAAGUGACUCUACAAGAUUCACCACACCAGCACAUCUAUUUAAGAAAUACAUUGUCUAACCAAGGGACUUUGGGGUUAUCUAUCUCAUCACAAGAACCUCUUGGAAAUUCACCAUCUGCUCAAGGAUCUCACAAUACUUCCUUGUCAUUCCAAAAGGCUCCAAUCACUUAUUUGCACCUAGGUCCUUUAGAAAAGUCAUCAUCUGAUCCAAGAGAUCUUGGACUUACUGAAUCUACCCAGGAGACACUAGGAACAUCACCAUCUACCCAGAGUACUCUUGAAAUACCAUCUUCUAACCUUGGUAUUAUAGAAACUUCAUCAUCUGUUCAUAAUUCUUUAGGACAUCUGCCUCCUUCAGGGCAGACUAUGAAACCUUCUCUCCUUAUGACAGAGACUUCAGAAACAUUGCCAUCUACCAAAGAGGUAUGUAAUUUACCACAAUCUUCUCUGAGAAUUUUGGAAACUUUGCCAUCUACCCCAGGGUCUCUGGGUCUUUCACUAUCUGCCCAAAGUUCUAUGGGACUUAAUCUGUCUGAAAAAGAAAUUUUAGGGUCAUCAAUAUCUCCUGAGGAAACUCUGGAACCUUCUUCAUCUUACAAAGCAUCUCUUAGACCUACACCUUCUGCAACUGGAACUGUGGUAUCCUCCCCAUCAGAACCAGGUUGUCAGAAAAUAUCUUCAAGUGUACGAGGAGAGUCUCAAUCUCAGCAAGUCUGUGUAGGAAACUCAUUGCAUUCACAAGAAGUUCUGGGGCUGUCUAUAUUAUCACAAGAACCUCUUGAACAUUCACCAUAUGCUCAAUGGUCUCCAGAUGCUUUCUUGUCAUCUCAAGGGGAUCCAGGCCAUUGUUUGGACAAGGGGCCAUUAAGACAGUUGUCAUCUGAUCCAGAUGAUCUUGGACAUGGUGAAUCUGCACAGGGUACACUAGGAAUAUCACCUUGUACAGAAAGUCCUCUAGAAACACCAUCUUCUACCCAUGGGAUUAUAGAAACAUCACCAACUUCCCAAGAUGAUCUAGGAUUUCCACAUCCUUCAGAGCAGCCUCUACAACCUUGUUCACUUACUCCAGAGAUAGCACAACCCUUGCCAAUUAACAAAGAGAUUUUUAAAUCUUCAGAGUCUGUGUCAGGGACUCUAGAAACUUUUGCAUCUGUGCCAGGGGCUCUGGAAAUUUUGGAAUCUGACCAAGGUGCUCUAGGCCCUUUGGUAAGUGACCAAGAGAAUCUGGGACAAUCAACAUCUCUCCAUGAUACUCUGGAACACUUCAAAACAGCCCAACAGCCUCUAGAACCUGUGAGAUCUAGCCAAGAAAAUGUUGGACCUUCCUUUUCAGCAGAGUUUGCAGGUGACUUUAUGCCUCUUCCUUCACAUGAAGUCUAUAAAAGGCAUUCCCCUUACCCCAAAAGAAGGCCCAGACUUUCCAGUUCUACUAAAAGUGUAUUGAUAUGUGCCCCAUUUACUGAAGAGGAUAUCAGAUAUUCCAUUUCAGAACUUGAUGCCUUAAGAGGUAUCUGUUCUGCCAAACAAAGACUUGCAUCUUCCAGGUAUGUCAAAAAGAACUCAAGUCCUACCUCUGCUCUUCAAAGGAGUGUUCCUCUCCCAACAUUAUCAGACUUGAGCUGCAGAUAUAGUUCCCCUCCUACAGACGAUCUCAGAUAUUCACCUUUUCCAUGGGGUGUGUCUAGACAUUCUAAAUCAAUGAAAACAAAAUCAAGACAUGAUUCUAUAGAAGCAGGCCUCAAGUCUGUCCCAUCAGAAGAAGACGGCUUGAAAUUUCACCAUUCUUCUAAAGAGGGACACCACAGAUCCUCACAAUCUCAUGAGAAGGGACUCAGAAGUUCUCCAUCUCCCACAGGGGUCACUAGAUGUUCCAAAUCUACCAAAAGCAAAUUGGAGCAGGCCCCCUCUAACAAAGCAGAUGUUCAUAUUUCCCAUUCAGAGCAUGAGGGCUGCAAACAUUCAUCUUCACCAAAAAGAGGACACAGACAUUCAUCUACCAAAAGGGACCAGAAACCAAAGGAUACUACUGAAGAGAAGAUAGAACCUUCUAUCUCUAAGGAACACCAUAGAUCCUCACGAUCUCAUGAGAAGGGACUCAGAAGUUCUCCAUCUCCUCAAGGUAUCUCUAGACAUUCCAAAUCUACCAAAGCAAAAUUGCAUCAGUCCCCCUCUAACCAAGGAGAUGUUCACACUUCCAAUUUACAUCACAAGGGCUGCAAAAAUUCCUCUUCAUCAAAAAAAGAGCACAGACAUUCAUCUGCCAAAAGGGAUCACAAACCAAGAGAUAACCCCGAAGAAGGCAAAGAAUCUCCAAUCUGCACAAAAGGGGACAUGGGAACUACUCUCUCUCAUAGAGAGAACUUCAGACAUUCCACCACUCCCUAUGGGACUUCAAGCCAUAUUGAUUCUACUUCCACCAGGACAAGACUCAGACAUGCCACCCAAAUUUACUCAAAAAGCCACCCAAAUUUCCCCUGA